Molecule: messenger RNA, 3363 nt
Organism: Scatophagus argus
Lineage: Eukaryota; Metazoa; Chordata; Actinopteri; Scatophagidae
Product: RNA-binding protein 5-B-like
Exons: 25
Coding region: 479-3061 (860 amino acids)
Biological process (GO): mRNA splicing, via spliceosome
Cellular component (GO): nucleus
Molecular function (GO): RNA binding
Source: RefSeq, a predicted model, not a curated record
UUUCACAGGGAUGCAGUUAUUACACUGGCAUAUUAUAGCCAGAUAGAGGGUGUGAUGUGCGAUGGUAAACACAAAAGAAAGUAAUUCUUUAUUACUAUUACUAAACCCAUUGAUUCAGCCAAAACAUGUUUUUAUUCUUGGUUCACUGUUAUCAGCCAGGUCGCAAUGUACUGAGUGUCCUUCAACUCCCUUCCAAAUCAAUAGGUGGCGGUAAUGCGCAGUUAAUCUGUUUGCUAACAGUCUUAUUUAAACAGGCAAGAAGAACUAUAAAAUAAACCCGUAGAAAACCAAGAUUUUGUCAGUUCAUUAUCAGAGCUAACAAGUUAUGUAAGUAACCGGCAUGUAACACCAAAUUACUCGGGAUUGCGUUACAUAUGUCGGCUAACCAAAGCUAAGGUAUUUGAGGUUAUGCUGUCCGAGCCUCACGCUGUCCAUCAAACGUCAAAGCUAACAGCAGUGGCACACAGCUAAAGUGGCCAUGGCGUAUCGCCUUUUGGCUUCACCUGCCCUCCGUUUCAUAACUGAAUCUAACGCCAACAUAGAAAUCGCAGCCUUUUCGAGCAACGCAUUCAAUAGUUCCCUCGAUCCAACGUGUGUUCUCGAAACUAUGGGAGCUGAUAAAAGGUCCAGUCCGGGUGAACGUAGUGGGAGAUACGAUUCUGAUGAGAGGAGCGAUGAUCCAGAAUGGUAUGAAAGAGGACAAGGUGGAGGUGUGGAGAGGGACUGUGGUCACCGUUGGGAUGGUGAGAGACACCGAGAGCGCAGAGACAGUCCAGAGAGGGGCCGAAGACGGCGCAGCAGUGACAGAUCCGAAGAUGAAUCGGAUGGGGAUUGUCAAGACCAGCACCACAAAAGGGAGCAGGAGGAGGAGAGCAAGACUAUUAUGCUGCGGGGUCUCCCUUCUAAUGUCACAGAGGAGGAUAUCCGUUUAGCACUUGAGCAGCUGCAGGGACCCCAGCCUGUGGAAAUUCGCUUGAUGAGGAAAAGGAGAGGUAUAAGCCGAGGUUUCGCCUUCGUGGAGUUUUAUCGCUUGCAAGAUUCCACCCGAUGGAUGGAGACCAACCAGAACAAGCUGGUGAUCCAGGGGAAAAGCGUCGCGCUGCACUACAGCAACAGGAGACAGAACGUUGAAAACUGGCUUUGCAUUGCGUGUGGCGUGUAUAAUUUCCGGAAGAAACUGAAGUGUUUCAGGUGUGGAGCAACCAAAACUGACAGGGAGUCUAUGGGACCGAGUGGUUUAAAUGCUGAGACUCAGCAGCGAGGAGAUCACAACGGAGACACACUGAUUUUGAGAAACAUCGCCCCUCUGUCAACUGUGGAUGGAAUUUUGAACAUGUUGGCCUCCUAUGCCAACCUGUCAGCGGGGAACAUCCGCCUCAUCAAAGACAAGCAGACAGGACAGAACAGGGGCUUUGGCUUUGUUCAGCUCUCAACUCCAUUGGAGGCUUCUCAGCUGCUCACUGUUCUUCAGAGUCUUCAACCACCUCUAAAACUGGAUGGAAAGACAAUCGGUGUAGAUUAUGCCAAGAGCGCUAGGAAAGACUCAGCGCAGCCUGAUGGGUUCAGAGCCAGUGCUCUGUCUGUUGCCAGCACUGCCAUCGCGGCUGCUCAGUGGUCAUCCAGUCAGUCAGGUUCAGGUACCAGCUCUGAGUGUGUUGCUCUUCCAGAGGGCUAUGCACAGCAAACACAGGGACAGAAUUAUCAAGUAUGGCAGCAGCCUGACGGAUCGGCUUCUGUCAUCAGGGAUGGAUUACUGGGAGCUGCUCCAGACGUGAAGACAUUGAUGUCUGCAGCCACAGGUGUUGUCAUAUCCCAGGCAGCUCAGCUUUACCAGCCUGUCACUAUCAACCAGCCUGCCAUACAGUCACAUCAAGCAGUGAGGCCUGUUGCUGCAGCACAACAGACUCCUAGUGUCUGUGCUGCCUCUCUGGUAGCACCAGCUGCUUUGCCUGUCAGUGCUCCCCCGCCUGCUCACACAAUGGUUGCCCCUGACUCCUCCACAUACCAGUAUGAUGAGGCUUCAGGUUACUAUUGUGAUCCACAGACUGGCCUGUACUAUGAUCCCAGCAGCCAAUACUACUACAACUCCGAGACUCAGCGGUACUUCUACUGGGACAGUGAAAAGCAGACAUACGUCCCAGCUGAAUCAGACACAAGUGCAGAGCAAGCGUCCAAAGAGAUCAAAGACAAAAAAGAGAAGCCCAAAAGCAAGUCUGCUCAGCAGAUAGCAAAGGACAUGGCACGCUGGGCGAAAAGCUUCAAUAAGCAGAAAGAAAGUCUGAAGAGCAGUUUCCAAAACUCGGACCCAUCAAAGGGGGAGGACAGCAAAGAGUCUGCAGCUGCUGAUGCAGGUUUCUCUCUCUUUGAGAAAAAGCAAAUGGGAGGCUUUGACACGCCAUCCCACGUGAGCAGACAGUUCACGAUCACAGAGCGAGACACUUCACCCAAGAGUGCUGUGGUUGCUGGUCACAACGGAGACUGUGACGCAGAGGACUGCGGCUCAGAUAGAGCCGUGUAUGAAGAGGGGAAAAUAACAGACUGGAAGAAGAUGGUUUGCCUGCUGUGUCGACGGCAGUUCCCCAACAAAGAGGCUCUGCUGCGUCACCAGCAGCUCUCUGACCUCCACAAGCAAAACUUGGAAAUUCAGAGAAGAUCAAAACUCACAGAAGCUGAGCUGGAGGAGCUAGAGAGGAAAGAAACUGAGCUGAAAUAUAGAGACAGAGCUGCAGAGAGAAGGGAGAAGUAUGGUGUUCCUGAACCUCCUGCGCCUAAGAAGAAAUUCUAUCAACCACCAGACCCAACAGUGAACUAUGAACAGCCCACCAAAGAUGGCCUACCAAGUGAUAAUAUUGGGAGUAAAAUGUUGCAAGCAAUGGGCUGGCAGGAAGGCAAAGGUCUGGGGCGCCAUCAGCAGGGCAUCACCGCUCCCAUCUCAGCUUCAUUAAGGGCCAAGGGCACGGGCUUGGGUGUUAAGGGAAGCUCAUAUGGACUUUCAGCAUCUGACACCUACAAGGAUGCUGUUCGCAAGGCCAUGUUCUCACGCUUCACCGAGAUGGAGUGAAAUGGGGAGAGGAAAGUAAUCAGACAGAACUGGAAAAUAUUGAUUUUUUUUUUCUUUUUUUUUUUUUGGUGAUCAAACGAUCUUGAAAAGAAUCCACCUGCACAAACAGUUUCUAUCUUCUUUAUGUAUAUAAAAUGUAGUUUUGUUUUGUAUAUGUUGUCAUCCUCAGUGUUUUCGCAUCAGUGAACAUGUAAAUGUUGUAUAGUGUUUAUACAUAAAAGUAUAUGUGGACCUGCUGAGGUUUUGUUUCUGUGAAAAUCCAAAGAAUCAGUGUGAUGAUUAAACCCGACCUUUGAGCCCAA